CUCCUCAGUGAGCUCAUCAACCUCCUCCUCCAAGGAGGGAGGUGGCUGAGGCUCUGUCUAUUGCUGGUGGGUGGGUGGGUGGUUUCCAUCCUCAGCAUCACCAACCAAAGGAGGGGGGGAUAGAGAGAGAGAGAGAGAGAGAGCAGUUGCUGAUGUUGUGCUCUGAAGCAACCUCAGUAGAAGGGAAAAUGGAUCCAGCUUGCACAUCCCUCGCCUUUCAGCACCUUCCCUUGGAUUCAGCAUGGACUGCCCAAGGAGCUGAUGGGGCUAUCUUUACGAAUGUCACACAGUAGGUUCUGAGACAACUUUGAUGGAAAGAAAGAAAAAAUGGUUGUUCCCAUUUGAAAAAGGAUUCUCACGCACAGACUCACAGCAGCCAGCAGCCAUGUCAAAAAAAGGACGCAGCAAGGCUGAAAAGCCUGAGGCACUGAUUAUGUCCUUACAAGCUGCCAAUGAAGAUCUCAGGACCAAGCUAACAGACAUUCAAAUUGAGCUUCAUCAGGAGAAGUCUAAGGUAAGCAGACUCGAAAGGGAGAAAACCCAAGAAACAAAGCGGAUCCGGGAGCUGGAGCAGCGCAAGCAGACAGUGCAGAUCACUGAACUGAAAGCGAAGCUCCACGAGGAGAAGAUGAAGGAGCUGCAGGCCGUACGGGAGAAUCUCAUCAAGCAGCACGAGCAAGAAAUGGCUCGGACAAUGAAAAUCAGAGACAGUGAAAUCCAGAGGCUCAAGUCAGCCCUGUACGCGUUGCGGGAAGGGAGCAGCGACAAAGUACGGACAGCACUGACCAUUGAGGCUCGCGAAGAGGCCAGGAAACAAUUUGACUCUGAGCGCCUUAAGCUUUUGCAGGAAAUUACCGAACUCAAGUCUGCCAAAAAGCAGGUGGACGAAGCCCUGAACAACAUCAUCCAGGCGGAUAAGAUCAAAGCGGGGGAUCUUCGGAGUGAGCACCAAUCCCACCAGGAAGCAAUCUCAAAGAUCAAAUGGGAGAGCGAGAGGGAUAUCCGCAGGCUGAUGGAUGAGAUCAAAGCAAAAGACAGAACCAUCUUCUCCUUGGAGAAAGAGCUGGAGACCCUGACUGGAUAUGUUCAGAAGCUUCAACUGCAGAAGGAGGCUUUGGACGAACAGCUCUUCUUAGUAAAGGAGGCCGAAUGUAAUAUGAGCAGUCCCAAAAGAGAGAUCCCAGGCAGAGCAGGAGAUGGCUCUGAACACUGCAGCAGUCCUGACCUACGCAGAAACCAGAAGAGGAUGGCAGAGCUCAAUGCUACCAUACGGAAACUCGAGGACAGGAACACACUGCUGGUAGACGAGAGGAAUGAACUGUUGAAACGUGUUCGGGAAGCUGAAAAACAAUGCAAACCUCUUCUGGAAAGAAAUAGCCUCUCCAAGAGAAAUGAUGAACUCAUGCAGUCGUUGCAGCGCAUGGAGGAGAAGCUCAAAGCAAUCGCUAAGGAGAAUUUAGAAAUGAAAGAAAAAAUGACAUCACAUCCUCCUCUGAAGAAAUUAAAAUCUCUCAAUGACCUGGAUCAAGCUAAUGAAGAGCAAGAGACUGAAUUUUUGAAGCUUCAGGUUAUAGAACAACAGAACAUAAUUGAUGAAUUGACACGGGAUAGAGAGAAACUUAUUCGUCGCAGGAAGCAUAAAAGAAGUUCCCAGCAAUCAAGGUAAAGGCAUAUAUUGGACACAGUUUAUGGGGGUGAUGAUGACUCCAUGGACUCGGAAACCUCAUCCAUGGCAUCAUUCAGGACAGAAGACAGAACACCAGCAACUCCAGAUGAAGACCUGGAUGAAAGCUUAGCAGCUGAAGAAUCAGAGUUGCGAUUUCGACAAUUGACAAAGGAGUAUCAAGCCCUGCAGAGAGCCUAUGCAUUACUGCAAGAGCAAACAGGAGGUAUCAUAGAUGCAGAACGAGAAGCCAAGGCACAAGAGCAGCUCCAAGCCGAAGUCCAGAGGUACAGAGCUAAAAUAGAGGAUCUGGAAAAAACGCUGGCCCAGAGAGGACAGGACUCCCAUUGGGUAGAAGAUAAGCAACUUUUUAUUAAGAGGAAUCAAGAGCUUUUGGAUAAGAUAGAAAAACUGGAAAUCGAUAACCACCGAUUGCAACAGGAGCUGCAGGAUGCCAGAGAUCAAAAUGAGCUGUUGGAGUUUCGGAAUCUGGAACUUGAAGAAAGAGAAAGAAGGUCUCCACCAUUUAAUCUACAAAUCCACCCAUUCUCCGAUGGUGUAAGUGCUCUGCAGAUCUACUGCAUGAAAGAAGGUGUCAAGGAUGUUAGCAUUCCAGAUCUCAUAAAACAGUUAGACAUCUUGGACAAUGGGAAUUUAAGAAAUGAAGAGCAAGUGGCCAUAAUUCAAGCUAGCACUGUGUUGUCCCUGGCAGAAAAGUGGAUACAGCAGAUUGAAGGGGCUGCAGCUCUGCACCAGAAGAUGAUGGAGCUGGAAAGUGACAUGGAGCAGUUCUGUAAAAUAAAAGGUUAUCUGGAGGAAGAACUGGACUACAGGAAACAAGCUCUUGACCAGGCCUAUAUGAGAAUCCAGGAGCUUGAAGCCACUUUGUACAAUGCUUUGCAGCAAGAAACAGUGAUCAAGUUUGGAGAAACUCUCAGUGAGAAGCAGCAGGAGGAACUUAGGACCGCUGUCGAAAAAUUAAGACGGCAGAUGCUGAGAAAAAGCAGAGAAUAUGAUUGCCAGAUCUUGCAGGAGAGAAUGGAGUUGCUUCAGCAGGCACAUCAGAGGAUCAGAGAUUUAGAAGAUAAAACUGACAUCCAGAAGAGACAGAUCAAGGAUUUAGAAGAAAAGUUUCUUUUUCUGUUCUUGUUCUUCUCUCUUGCCUUUAUUCUUUGGCCUUGAUGUCAAAUGUGCCUCUUGAAAGGUAAGACUGCUUUCUUUGUUUUCCCUUAAAAUACUAAGCCACACACAUACCUCUUUCUAGGUUCUUAUCCAAAGCAGCACAGCUGAAUGUCUAAACCAAUGUUGAUCCAGAAACAAGAUCAAUCAAGUGUGCUUCUACAAAGGGCCAUUUCAUACAUUAUGCACAGGCCAACUUGAGUUUUCCACAGGAAGUUGCAGCCAAUCUCAGCUCCCUGAGUAGACCUUUCUAUUGUAUGCGUUUGUAAACACAUUUAUUGCACUCAGACUUUACAUUAGACGGUUGCUGUAAUGUGUGGUGACCCUAAGGAAAUGUGGAAUGUUGCCUUUGUCCAGAAUAUAUUAUUGGUUGGUUCUAACUUUUGUCCUCUGUCCAGCAACCCUUCCCUCAUUAUUUUCCAUAGCACCAGCUUUUCGUAUAUAGAAUCUGAACCAUAAGUCAUCAUUUGGAGUGACUAGCUUAAGAUGCAGAACAACAAUAACAACAACAACAACAAAAGAUUUCAUGGUUUGACUUCUCUUUAUGUCUUUAGAGUAUAAUAAACUAAUAGCUACUCACAUAAACUAAACUGUCUUUGAAGACACUAUCGAAGUAGAAAAAAUACCCCAAAAUUCUAAAUUUAAAGACUGCUCUCUUAGAA
This is a messenger RNA of Lacerta agilis (Sand lizard), 3504 nucleotides long. RefSeq names its product janus kinase and microtubule interacting protein 2 (gene JAKMIP2). The record is from RefSeq and is a predicted model, not a curated record. Gene Ontology annotation, molecular function: microtubule binding; kinase binding. Lineage: Eukaryota; Metazoa; Chordata; Lepidosauria; Squamata; Lacertidae.